AUGUAUUGGAACUCUCUUUGUACCCUCGACAUGAGAUUGCACGAUGUCUACUUUGUACUUUGUGUUCUCGGCGAUCUCGACCGGAGUGCACGGACCACAGGUUGCCUCGGCGAAUCUGCAGACGCGAUUUGCAACCGACGGAACGCUGCUGCACCACCUCCGUUGAGUGUUCACGCCUUCGCUCCUUCACCUUCGAGUCCUACAUGGGCUGGAAAAGGCAUGGCGUCUCUCUUUGCUUCGGCCGGCUCUCUCAUCUCACGUUACACCGGUCGCAACUUCGCCACCCAAACACCUUCUACCCCGCUGGACUCGAGAUCCGAGGCGAAUGCAUCGGCCGACCAGCCUGCAGCAAGCCUUGACGCAGAAACUCCGAACCCACCCUCGAUAGAGACCGAGGAGGACUCUCCGCAGACUACACCCAAGGCCUCGGCGUCAAAUGCGCCACUGCCCAUUCUUUCAGUCCCGACCCUGAACUUGGACGGAGACACCAGCAACAAGGACACUACUAGCGUCGCAGCGUCUUCUACAGAAAACAGCCAUGGAUCUUCCAAGCAGACACCAUCUGCGAAGCUCGACAAUGGUCCUUCGGAAGCCAUGUCCCAGAAGCCUCUCAUGGCACCCACUCUAGUGCCUCAACCGAAACAACAACCGACCCCCUCCACAACAUCAUCUAACACAAACGCAUCCUCACUGAUGCCUCCUCCCUCCGUCCCUCGCCUCCGACCAACCGGCACACAAUCUACAAACCAGCUCCAACCCCCUCAACCCAGCGCCAGUAGUUCUCUCCGCCCACCUCCAUCUGCCGCAGCAGGUCUGCGCGUCCCUCCCACCAGCAGUGGCGGUAGCCGCCUCAGCAGCAGUACGCUGGCCCCAGUCCCCGUGAAGAAAUCCACAUCGCGGAAAGUCGUUCUCGAGCCCGGAUAUUCUCCGCUGGACUGGGCAGCCCGUACCGCGGACCCAAAGAACCAGCUCCGCGGCGCCAACAUGCCCCCGGGUUACUUGCGCGUUACCCCAUCGAUGCUGAAGGCGCAGAACGGGCGGAAGGGCCGCGAUGCCUGGACUUCUUACCAGGGGAAGGUAUAUAAUAUCCAGCCAUACGUUCCCUACCACCCUGGCGGAAAGGGCGAACUCCUGCGCGGCGCGGGAAAGGACUCCGCGCAGCUAUUUCAGGAGAUUCACCCGUGGGUCAACUGGGAUGGGAUUCUUGGCGAAUGCCUCGUUGGGAUUCUGGUUUCGGAGAAUGAUGCCCAGGCGGAGAAUGCCUUGGAUGCGAUGGACUGA
Messenger RNA from Penicillium argentinense, 1281 nucleotides. RefSeq names its product cytochrome b5-like heme/steroid binding domain-containing protein. NCBI's taxonomy places the organism in Eukaryota, Fungi, Ascomycota, Eurotiomycetes, Eurotiales, Aspergillaceae. The record is from RefSeq and is a predicted model, not a curated record. Gene Ontology annotation, molecular function: heme binding. The transcript has a single exon. Bases 1 to 1281 code for a protein of 426 amino acids.